ACCACGGAUGGAGUGGAACCAGUGGAACAAAUUGAUGUGAAAUGAUAACAGCUUGCUCGUGAUAAGGCGAAAAACUUCCAAGUGACUUUCAUCAUCCAUUGAAUUACUUAAAUCCAAAGUCUAGUGCCACGUGCAACAGAAUCGAAGCGCUUGAAGAGAGUAAUUAUGUUCGAUUAUUGUCUAGUUCUUGCUAACCUGAUAAGCCCGAUUUCAAUACAGUUCCAUUAUCGAACUCAGCUUCAACUCAGUGUUCUUAGAUUCUAGUGAAUACCUACUAUCUUAUGUAAUUGUUUUAUACUUUCACCGUAUUAUCACGGUUCAAUAAUCCUUAGUGCAAAACAUCCAGUCGCGCACAACUGUAUGUGUGAAUCUCCAUAAUAUACCGUUACAGUGAUACCGUACAAAGUUCUAGGCAGCAGUAGAUUAGAACCAGAGAUAUAUCAUGUUACUACAACGAACCCGCCAUCAUCAUCGGUUCCAAUUGAGACUAAUUGCAUCGGUUUUAGAUUGCCUCGCAGAUACAGGUUUGCGUCACAAACUUGCUAGCAGUCACAAAAUGGUGCUGGAAACGACUACACGUGCUACGGCAACUAGUGCUCAGGUUGCCACAAACAAGGCUUCGCUAAACCCCUGUUUGGGAUCAACAGAAGAUCAAAAACGGCUAAAAUCAGUGAAUUAUAAUCAAACAGCUACGCAAGUUGAAGAAUCAUACGAGGAAGCAGUGCGAGCUCUGAACGCGCUCCAAUCAAAUUACAGCGUGCUACAGACUUCGAUAAAUUCUGGUAAUCCGAACGGGGCGAACCGUUCACGGGUUCACUCACCCGAUUCCGUACACAUCCAGGAGACAAUUAAGUUUCUCAAUCGCAUUGGCGUUUCGCCGGAGCGGUUGGAUACACUUCCAGUGAUUCAUGUCUCCGGCACCAAGGGCAAGGGCUCCACCUGUUCAUUGGUUGAAUCUAUUCUUCGCGCGCACGGCUACCGUACUGGAUUCUUCAGCUCUCCCCAUCUGGUUUCCGUUACCGAAAGAAUCCGGCUGAAUGGCGUCCCAAUCGAUCCUAGUAAAUUUGCUAGCUAUUUCUGGCGGGUCUAUAACCAGCUGCUGGCCAACCAGGAUCAUCCCGGAGAUAUGCCUGCUUACUUCAAUUUCUUAACUGUGCUGGCUUUCGAGGUGUUCCUCAAGGAACCAAUAGACGUAGCCAUCGUGGAGGUUGGAAUCGGGGGAAAGUAUGACUGUACCAAUGCCAUUCGUGGAACUAAAACCGUUGGAAUAACUUCCUUGGGACUGGAACAUACCCGGUUACUGGGAGAUACCUUGGAGGAAAUUGCCUGGCAAAAGGCCGGUAUCGUAAAACGAGGAUCAGAUGUUUUCACAGUUCGGCAACCGGGAGGCUGCAACCAGGUGAUAGAGACUCAAUGCAAAGAAAUGCAGGCUCAUUUCACUGUGGUUCCCGAUUUCGACAGCUACCAAUGGCAGCGAAAACCAAAACUAAGCACCAACAAUGAAGCCAUAAAAAUUAACACAUCGUUAGCCAUUCAAAUAGCUUUGAAUUGGAUGAGUCAUACCAGACCGGAACUCUUGUCGUGCUCAAAAAACACCACUGCUGGCAUCCCAGUCCUUUCCGAACAAGUGAGCGCCGGAAUCGAGUCUUGCUUUUGGCCGGGUCGAUGUCACCAGAUACAAGUCGGCAAUAGGCGACUGUUCCUCGAUGGAGCCCAUACCGUAGAAAGUGUGGAAAUUUGUGCAAAAUGGUUUGAAUCCAGCCGGAAAAAGGGUGCUCCGAAGGUCCUGAUUUUCAAUGCAACUGGGGACCGGGACACGGCAAAGCUGCUACGCAUUUUACAUAGACAUGUGAAAUUUGAUAAAGUUUUCUUCAGCCCUAAUGUGGCCUCUAGUAGUACGACAAAAGUGGACUCAAUCAACUUCAACUUCCCAAGCGACGAACAGCUAAAGCGAUGUGAACAAAACCUGAAAACCUGGCAGGGUUUGGCGUCCGGUGGUGAAGCCUCCAUCCACGGGACGCUCGAAAGUGUAUUCCGUCAAAUCGACAGCCAGCGUGAUUUGGCCGAGUGUGACAUACUGGUAACCGGAUCCCUGCAUCUCAUCGGUGCCGUGCUGACAGCUCUCAAGAUGGAAUCGCACGUCAUUUUCCCUGGUUAGCACCGGUUAAUUUCCGGAUCUCUAUUGGGCAUGUUUUCAAUACUGAAUGACUGGUGGCGCGUGGUGAGUGUAAAUUUUAAUUUUAUGGAAAAAUAUUUGACAUUUUU
Messenger RNA from Uranotaenia lowii, 2265 nucleotides. It is a transcript of the gene Fpgs1, whose product is annotated as folylpolyglutamate synthase, mitochondrial. Gene Ontology annotation, molecular function: ATP binding; tetrahydrofolylpolyglutamate synthase activity. The transcript has 5 exons. The coding region runs from base 443 to 2158 and encodes 571 amino acids. Gene Ontology annotation, biological process: tetrahydrofolylpolyglutamate biosynthetic process. The record is from RefSeq and is a predicted model, not a curated record. Gene Ontology annotation, cellular component: cytosol; mitochondrion; cytoplasm. Lineage: Eukaryota; Metazoa; Arthropoda; Insecta; Diptera; Culicidae.